GCCGCGCUUGGCGGCGGCCGCGCGGCGCUUUUGCGACAGCGGCGACCGUCAAGCGCGAGCGGGGCGCUGGCGGCAGCCGCCCCCGCCGCCAUGGAGGCCCGCUUCACGCGGGGCAAAUCGCCGCUGCUGGAGCGCCCGCUGGGCCGCCCGCGGGCCGAGGUCAGCCUGGGCGCCUUCGCCCUGCUCUUCUCCGAGCUGGUGCAGUACUGCCAGCGGCGCGUCUACUCGGUGGCCGAGCUGCAGGCCCAGCUGGCCCGCCUGGGCCGCCGCGUGGGCCUCCGCGCCCUGGAGGCCUUGGCGGGCCGCGAGCGGGGCGCCCGCCGCGAGACCCGCCUCCUGGGCGCCCUCCUCUUCGUCAAGGGGCCCCUGUGGCGGGCCCUCUUCGGCAAGGAGGCCGACAAGCUGGAGCAGGCCAACGACGACGCCCGCACCUACUACAUCAUCGAGCGCGAGCCCCUCGUCAACGCCUUCAUCUCGGUGCCGCGCGACGCCAGCAGCCUCAACUGCGCCGCCUUCGCCGCCGGCCUCGUCGAGGCCGCCCUGGGCGCCGGCGGCUUCGCCGCCAAGGUCACCGCCCACUGGCACAAGGGCACCACCCUCAUGAUCAAGUUCGACGAGGCCGUGGUGGCCCGCGACAAGAGCCUCGAGGGCCGCUGAGGACGCCGCCGGGGCCCCUGGGGGCUUCCGGGCUCCGUGGAGAGGCUCGGCUUCCCGUCGGGGGACGUCGCGGGUCGGGUCUGGCCCUGCUGGCGCCGGUCCUCCGCCCUCCUGGUGGCCCUCGACCUUCUCCUUGUGUCUCCUGGUGGCCCUCGUUCUCCCUCAUGAGUCUCCUGGUGGCCCUCGACCUCCUCCUUGAGUCUCCUGGUGGCCCUCGACCUCCUCCUUGAGUCUCCUGGUGGCCCUUGACCUCCUCCUUGUGUCUCCUGGUGGCCCUCGACCUCCUCCUUGAGUCUCCUGGUGGCCCUCGACCUCCUCCUUGUGUCUCCUGGUGGCCCUCGACCUUCUCCUUGAGUCUCCUGGUGGCCCUCGACCUUCUCCUUGUGUCUCCUGGUGGCCCUCGACCUUCUCCUUGAGUCUCCUGGUGGCCCUCAACCUCCUCCUUGAGUCUCCUGGUGGCCCUUGACCUCCUCCUUGUGUCUCCUGGUGGCCCUCGACCUCCUCCUUGAGUCUCCUGGUGGCCCUCGUUGUCCCUCAUGAGUCUCCUGGUGGCCCUCGACCUUCUCCUUGAGUCUCCUGGUGGCCCUCGUUCUCCCUCAUGAGUCUCCUGGUGGCCCUCAACCUCCUCCUUGAGUCUCCUGGUGGCCCUUGACCUCCUCCUUGUGUCUCCUGGUGGCCCUUGACCUUCUCCUUGUGUCUCCUGGUGGCCCUCGUUGUCCCUCAUGAGUCUCCUGGUGGCCCUCGACCUUCUCCUUGAGUCUCCUGGUGGCCCUCGUUCUCCCUCAUGAGUCUCCUGGUGGCCCUCGACCUUCUCCUUGAGUCUCCUGGUGGCCCUCGACCUUCUCCUUUUGUCUCCUGGUGACCCUCGACCUUCUCCUUGUGUCUCCUGGUGGCCCUCGUUGUCCCUCAUGAGUCUCCUGGUGGCCCUCGACCUCCUGCUUGUGUCUUCUGGUGGCCCUCAACCUUCUCCUUGUGUCUCCUGGUGGCCCUCGUUGUCCCUCAUGAGUCUCCUGGUGGCCCUCGACCUUCUCUUUGUGUCUCCUGGUGGCCCUCGAUCUUCUUGAGUCUCCUGGUGGCCCUCGACCUUCUCCUCGAGUCUCCUGGUGGCCCUCGACCUUCUCCUUGAGUCUCCUGGUGGCCCUCGACCUUCUCCUUGAGUCUCCUGGUGGCCCUCGACCUUCUCCUUGUGUCUCCUGGUGGCCCUCGACCUUCUCCUUGAGUCUCCUGGUGGCCCUCGACCUCCUCCUUGUGUCUCCUGGUGGCCCUCGACCUUCUCCUUGUGUCUCCUGGUGGCCCUCGACCUUCUCCUUGUGUCUCCUGGUGGCCCUCGACCUCCUUGUGUCUCCUGGUGACCCUCAACCUCCUCCUUGUGUCUCUUGGUGGCCCUCAGCCUCCCUUGGGGCACCGGGGGUGGUUCCUGUCCCCACACGUUGGCCCUUGUCCCUCCUGGUGGCCCUCAGCCUCCGUUGGGGACACCACAGAUGGUUCCUGUCCCCAAAUGUUGGCCCUUGUCCAUCCUGAUGGCACUCGGCCUCCCUCAGGGACACUGGGGGUGGUUCCUGUCCCCACGCGCUGGCCCUGGUCCCCCCCGGUGGCCCUCACCCUUCCUCAGAGACCCUGGAGGUAGUCCCUGUCCCCACGCGCUGGCCCUUGUCCCUCCUGGUGGCCCUCGGCUCUUCGCUGGGGACCCUGGGACCAGUUGAUGUCCCCACGCGCUGUCCCUUGUCCCCCCGGUGGCCCUCGUCCUCCCUUGGGGACGGCGGAGCUGGCGUGUGUCACGAUAAACCCUCCUCCGUCA
This is a messenger RNA of Dromaius novaehollandiae (emu), 2455 nucleotides long. RefSeq names its product trafficking protein particle complex subunit 5 (gene TRAPPC5). Bases 91 to 657 code for a protein of 188 amino acids. The record is from RefSeq and is a predicted model, not a curated record. NCBI's taxonomy places the organism in Eukaryota, Metazoa, Chordata, Aves, Casuariiformes, Dromaiidae. Gene Ontology annotation, cellular component: TRAPPIII protein complex; TRAPPII protein complex; TRAPPI protein complex. Gene Ontology annotation, biological process: endoplasmic reticulum to Golgi vesicle-mediated transport. The transcript has 2 exons.